Molecule: messenger RNA, 1836 nt
Organism: Anopheles coustani
Lineage: Eukaryota; Metazoa; Arthropoda; Insecta; Diptera; Culicidae
Product: tRNA dimethylallyltransferase
Exons: 1
Coding region: 36-1559 (507 amino acids)
Biological process (GO): tRNA modification
Cellular component (GO): mitochondrion
Molecular function (GO): tRNA dimethylallyltransferase activity
Source: RefSeq, a predicted model, not a curated record
AAACAUAGAAGAUACAAGUUUAGCUUUUACUCCGAAUGCGGUACAUGAUUCGUUGUCCGCGUAUAUUGUUGUGGUCAGGAAAAUUGUUCGUUGCCGGCGGCAAAUUUUCCCGUGUAAGUACUUCCUUUCUGUACCAACAGCAGAACCACCGCGUACCGAUGGAAACCGGAACGGUUCCGCCGAUUGUUGUGAUUCUCGGAUCUACCGGCACCGGCAAAACAAAGCUAUCGCUACAGCUAGCGGCCCAGUACGGCGGGGAGGUGAUAAGUGCCGACUCGAUGCAGGUAUACAAAGGGCUGGACAUUGUCACAGCGAAAGCAACGAAAGCGGAACAGCAGCAAGCCACGCACCACCUGCUUGACGUCGUCACACCGGACCAAGUGUUUACGGUGACCCACUUUAGGGAGAAGGCACUGCCGAUAAUCGAUCGGCUGCUAGAGGAGAACCGGAUGCCGAUUGUCGUCGGUGGCACAAACUACUACAUCGAGAGCAUUCUCUGGAAGGUUUUAAUUAGCGACGGGGUACAGCGGGAACGACCUCGAAAGCGGCGCAUUUCGCCGGACUCCGCUCCUUCCACCAUAAAGCCGAGCGGUGGUGCAGCACCGAGCGAAUUGGAAGCGCUUGUGAGCCAGCUUCCGACCAUGCAGGGCUCGGCGGACGCUUUGGAGAGCUACGAUUCGGUUCUGCUUCACCAAGCCCUGAAGCGUGUUGAUCCAGAGGCGGCUAAUCGGCUCCAUCCAAAUAACAAGCGGAAGAUACUCCGCGCGCUGGAGGUGUACGUUGAAUCUGGAGGACGGUGCACCAUAAGCCAGAAAUUGAAAGAUCAGCGAACAGCACCGGGUGCCUGCAGUUUGGGUGGUCCUCUACGAUACCACAACGUUGUGAUAUUGUGGCUUCAGUGCAACCAGCAACCACUCAACGAACGGUUAGAUACGCGGGUGGACGGAAUGGUUGCGCAAGGACUACUGCCUGAGAUCCGGGCUUUCUAUGAAAGCUACGUCCAACCGUACGAUAACUGUGACUACCACCGAGGCAUUCUGCAGAGUAUCGGUUUCAAGGAGUUCGUGAAAUACCUGCAGCAGUACGAUGCCGACAAAGAUCGAGAGCUGAUGAAGUACCUCGCCACCGGGCAGGAAACUGAUAUCGUACAGCCCAAUCCGGACGGCUUGAGCCUGCUAAACGAUUGCCUCGCCUACUUGAAGCUUGUCACGCGGCGCUACUCUCGCCGGCAGCUGCAGUGGAUCAACAACCGGUUUCUUUGUGACUCCGAUCGAGAGGUGCCACCAAUCUACGCCCUUGAUACCAGCGAUGUAUCUCUCUGGAUACCGAAAGUGCUGGACAGAGCGAGGACCAUCGUAGACGCAGUUAUGGCCGGACGCGAGCCACCGUACCCGUGUGUACCAAAGAUUGUGAAUCCACGCGAUCGCUUGCAGGAAGAGAAAACGUUCCGCUGCGAAUCCUGCCAGCGAGUCAUCAUAGGCGAAUUUCAAUGGCGCAUCCAUAUGCGUUCGAAGAAGCACCAGAAAAGGGCAAAAUCAGUUCGCGAGCAGCAGUUGUAGUAAAGCAGUUAAUAAUGAUUACAUAAUUAUGUAAGUUCCUGUACAAACCAUUAAUAAGACGGUCGUUAUCCCAAAGAAAACGGAUUAGAAAAUUUUGAUUGUUUUGAUUUUAGUUUGAACAAAUAUCGCACAGGGGUUUGCAAUGAAACCCAAGGCAAAACGGUAUACAAAGAGAGACUUGACUUUAGCAAAAGCAAAACGUUGAUUUGAUAAAUUCGAACCUUGUCUUAAAUGAAUAAAAUAAACGUAAGCCAAGAUAGUUUCAGUUGAAUCGUCA